AUGUAUAAUAAUCGAUAUCCAUCAAAUCAACCACAAAACACCCAAAGAAACAGUUAUCCCGCAUAUGGUCAGACCUUUCAACCGGUCCCUCAAGCACAGCAGACUCCUGCUGUGCUUCAUGCUGGCCUACCGACUCAUGGUGCUGCUGCUUCACAAUUCAAUGCUUUCACUCCAAAUUAUGGUUCCAGAUUUAGCAAUGAGCUACGUGCAAGUUAUGGUACUCACAUAAGCCCUCAUCAGUCACAGAUACAACAAACUACACAACAGCAACAUUUAUCAUGGCAGAAUAAAAACAAUUGGAGUGCUGAUCUUGGUACAUCUGGUGGUACAAACUCCCAGGCUAGUCACGGAGGUAAUAUGUUGACAAGUAGUUUGUAUGGAACUGGUGGUGCUAGCGGAAGUAAUGCAAAUUCUGGUUUAUACG
This is a messenger RNA of Racocetra persica, 424 nucleotides long. Lineage: Eukaryota; Fungi; Glomeromycota; Glomeromycetes; Diversisporales; Gigasporaceae. The record is from the annotation of a GenBank genome assembly.